Dovyalis caffra is the source of this 2262-nucleotide messenger RNA. The record is from the annotation of a GenBank genome assembly. NCBI's taxonomy places the organism in Eukaryota, Viridiplantae, Streptophyta, Magnoliopsida, Malpighiales, Salicaceae.
AUGCUUUCUGGGGUGAAGUUUAUUCCCCGAGAUGAAGUUGAUAAGAGUUUCUUAUUAUUUCUUUUUCAUUUUGUUAACUAUUUGAAUACGGAUGAUUUUGUGGAAAAGAAAAGGGAAUCAGAUGGUAGAAGAGAAAAGAAUAGAAGAAAGAAGAAGAAUUCGGGUCAUGAUAGCAAUUCUGAUGAUGAUCUUGAUAGAAUAAAGAAACGGUCAAAGAAGGGUAAGAAGUGGUUCUCGUCCGAUGAGCAUUCAUCAGAAGAUUCAAGUGAUAGUGAGAGUGGUUUGGAUGAAAAGAGUAAUAGUAAGAGAAAAAACAAAAAGAGAAAGAGUAGAAAACGGUAUUCAUCUGAUGAAUAUUCAUCGUCUUCUUCAGAAGAUGAGGUUCGAAGAGCAAGGGCAAAAGGUGGUACAAAGAAGAGCAAGGAAAAACAGCGGGAAAUUGAUGAUGAUGGCAGAGAAUCCCAUUCUAUAAGUAAAAUAGAAAUUGCCAGGAAAGAAAUGGGUUUAGAUUGGAUGCUUAGGCCUGCAAAAGAUGUUGAGGGAAAGCCGACAGUUAGUGUUCACCACGAGCCGGAGGAAUCCCCUGCUGAGGAGAUAACAAGAGUGAACCCUCGGGAGUUGAAUCCAUAUUUGAAGGAUAAUGGAAGUGGUUAUCCGGAUGAUGGAGUUGAGAAAAAAGUUGGUGGAGACCAACUUCCUUCUUCUUCAGUUGUUGGUGAUGGAGGUGCGAGCUGGAGGUUAAAAGCCUUGAAGCGUGCACAAGAGCAAGCAGCUCGGGAAGGAAGAAAGCUUGAAGAGGUUGUGGAAGAAAGAUGGGAUUCCCUUGGUCAAUUGACUGUUUCUGCAUCAUCUCGGAUGGCUGCCCCAUCUCGCGCUCAUCUGCAUGCAAUAAAAAAUAGAAAGAAAGGAUUAAGCACGGAACAAGACUCUAUGACAGACAGUCAAAGUGGGAGAGAUAUUGGAAAGAAUGCUGAUCGAGGCUACUUGAAGGAUGUAUCUGUCCGCCAUCCUGAAAUGCGAGCUCCAAAAGUCCAUGACACUUUGUCUUGGGGAAAACGAAAAAGUCAAAAUAUGUCUGUUAAGGAUGCAGCCCUUGUUUCUGCUGCAGCAUCUAGCUUAAAUAAGUUUACUGAUGAUGGAAGUUUUAUGAGCAAAAUUCUUGGUAAGCAGAAUAAGGAUUCUGGUGGCUCUGUUGGUUCCUCUUCAAAUCAAGAGGAGAAUGUAGAAUCAAAGGUGGCUUCAUGUCAAAUGAACAAACCCAGUGAAGGCAGUCUGUUGGUUAAGGAAGCACUAAGUGCUAACCAGUUGGCAGCCAAGGCUUUGCAGCUUCGCAUGAAAGGAAAGCAUGAAGAAGCUGAGAAACUUAUGCAAGAAGCUGAGAACAUCAAGAUGAAGCAGGCUGCGGAAGAAAAUUCAAACAGACCUCAGAUAGUCAGGAGCAUAAACAGAUCUGCUGUUCAAGGUGUUUCUGCCAGAAGAAAGGAGGAUGAAGAUGCUGAUAGGCAUCUCGCUCAAAAGAUAAUGCAGAAUAAACAGUAUAGUUUAUCUGGUCGGGCUGACGAUGAAUAUGAUUUUGAUGACGGCCCAAGAAGGAAGUCUCGUAAGAAGGGGGAGACAGUGAUCACAAGACAUCUUGUUGUGUCUAUAGCAAACUUCGCAUAUUUAAUGUUGCCACAGUGGCAGCCUCUUGUGCCAGGCCAUUGCUGCAUCUUGCCAGUGCAUCAUGACUCAGCCACAAGGAAUGUAGACAAUAAUGUGUGGGAAGAAAUUCGCAAUUUCAAGAAAUGCCUUAUCAUGAUGUUCUCCAAGCAAGAGAAGGAUUUAGUGUUUCUUGAAACAGUGAUCAACUUGUCACAACAAAGGCGUCAUUGCUUGAUUGAGUGUAUACCUUUGCCUCGAGAAAUUGCUAAACAAGCCCCUCUCUAUUUUAAGAAGGCAAUCGAUGAAGCUGAAGAUGAAUGGAGUCAACACAAUUCAAAGAAGCUCAUUGAUACAAGUGAAAAAGGACUUCGUGGUUCAAUCCCCAAGGACUUCCCUUACUUCCAUGUUGAAUUUGGAUUAAAUAAGGGGUUUGUCCAUGUGAUUGAUGAUGAGAAAAACUUUAAAAGCAGCCUUGGCUUGAAUGUUAUAAGGGGCAUGUUGCAUUUACCUGAGGAAGACAUGUACAGACGCCGGAGGCAGGAAUCAGUAGAGGUACAAAAACAAGCAGUUGCAAAUUUUGCUCGAGACUGGGAACCAUUUGACUGGACGAAACAACUCUGA